UUGAAAUUAUAACAAAGUCCCAUGCUUUUCAUGCUUCCAUACUUGUUAAACACAUUUUCUCUUACCUUGCAAAGAGUGUUUGAAGUUGUGCAAGUCAUCACUCUUUGUUCAUUUUCUUUUUCUUAUGCUUUUUUAAAGCCCUUGAAUUUCGUGUGAUCUUAUUGGAUUGGUUGAUAACAUGGUGAGGUCGGCAUGUUAUGAAAAAGAUAGUGUCAAAAUCAAAAGUGGUGUAUGGAUCGCAGAAGAAGAUACAAAGACACCUACAUUUGUUCUGGAGCAUGGAUCUAGUAAUUGGACUUCUAUCCCCAAAAAAACAGGUGUUAAGAGGUGUGGAAAAAGUUGCAGGCUACGCUGGAAUAACUACAUGCCUGAUCUUAAACAUGAUAACUUCACGUCCCAAGAAGAAGAUCUAAUCAUUAAGCUUCACGCAGCCAUAGGUAGCAGGUGGUCUAUAAUAGCUCAACAACUUCCUGGGAGAACAGACAAUGAUGUAAAGAACAAUUGGAACACAAAGCUGAAAAAGAAGCUCUCUCAAAUGGGGAUAGACCCUGUUACCCACAAGCCAUUCUCCAAACUCAUUGCUGACUAUGGAAAUAUAGGUACUAGUUUCCAUAAACCAACUACACAAAUCGAGGUUGCCAAUAAAGACUUUAGGAAUUAUGCAAUUCUAUUAAAAUCAGAUCCAUAUCAAUUCAACCAACAACAAACAUUGCAAACAACAGGAAAUAGCAGCUUUAUGGUUACCAAAAGUCAUAGUGAUGAUGACUUCUCAAUAGUGAAAGGUGACUCAAAUUGCACAAACAUAAAGAAUGAGACCAAUCCAACACUAGUGGAUGCUUUUCCACCAUUUAGUUGGAAUGAUUUUCUUCUAGAAGAUGCUUUUGCACCACCUACUAACAACCAAGAACAACAAAUUUUGUUUUCAAAGGAGAAUGUAAUGAGCCAAAAUGGGAAAAUGAAAGAGGCCAUGUCGCAUCAAGUUUCAUCAUGCUCAGAUAUUUCAUUUGUAGAAGCUAUACUUGAUCAGGAAAAUGAGAUGUUUCUAAGCUUUCCUCACCUUUUGGAGGAACCAUCUAAUUAUUGAGUUUAAAAUUUCAUAAUAAGGUAUCAAUUGUCACUUAGCUUCUUUCUUCCACCAGCUGUGACAAAUUAGUGAUGAAGUUUCGUGUGUUAGUUUAUGAAGUUUUUAAUACACUAAUCAUGUCAUCUUGUGUACUAUGUUUGAAUUUCCUCCUUAGAAGUUUUUUUUGCUGCUAAUACUUUCGAUGUAUAUGACUAAAAAUAAAUAAUAUAUAUAUAGAGGAUACGUCUUAAUAAUAGAGAAAUAGGUUAUUAAAUGUGUAGUUCACUAGUAAAAGUCCAAGCUGAAGGAGUUUCAUAUAAAGGUUGAGACAUUGAAGGAGUUUCAAACAAAUUCAAAGUUCGAUAUUCAACUGUUAACAAUCCCAGUUAACAAAUAUUUGUUUAUUAAAA
Molecule: messenger RNA, 1473 nt
Organism: Cicer arietinum (chickpea)
Lineage: Eukaryota; Viridiplantae; Streptophyta; Magnoliopsida; Fabales; Fabaceae
Product: transcription factor MYB35-like
Source: RefSeq, a predicted model, not a curated record